AAACACCACACACCAAACAAAAACCUUCCUUCACUCCUUCUCCUUCUUUCUCUCUCUAGAAUUCAACAAUGGGAUUCCCCGUAGGGUACCCUGAAGUCUCCGUCCCUAACAUCUUUCUCUACACUCUCUCUCUCCUCUCCUUCCUCCGUUCUCUCACCAUCUCCUUCCUCUCUCUCCUCCAUCUCUCCGACCUCCUCGACACCGACUUCUCCACCACCACCCUACCUGACUCCCACAUCCACCGUCCCACUCUCUCUGCAAUCCUCAUCCGUCAGUUUCUCCCAAUCAUCACUUUCAAUGACCUCGCCGAAGGAGAUUCUUCACCGCCGGUGGGUUGUGCUGUGUGUUUAAACGAAUUCGCCGGAGAAGAAGAGAUCAGAUGUAUGGCGAACUGUAGACAUAUGUUUCAUCGGACGUGUGUGGACCGUUGGAUUGAUCAUGAUCAGAAAACAUGUCCACUUUGUAGGACCCAUUUUGUGCCUUAUCAUAAAAUGGAAGAUUAUAAUCAACGGUUAUGGAAUGAUGCUGCUUCUGAAGAUGAUAUUGAUGACGAUGUUUCUCUUUUUUCUCAUCGUCAUGAUUAUUAUUACAUUGCUAAUGCUUCAUUAUGAGUUUCUUUCUUUUUUUCAUAGAGUUUUUGGGUUGGUGAAUUUGUAUAUAUUAAACCAAAACUAUAAAUGUAUGGAUAAAAAGAGAGAAAUUUUAAGUUUUGAACUAAUGUGUACGGUUUUUGGACAUCAUGUAAGUAAGAUAGGUGGAUUUUCUUCUCACAAAUAGAUAAUCUCUAUAAUUAACCUCUUUGGGUGUUUGUUUAAGAUGUUUGAUUCUUUACCACUCAAUCAACUAUGAAAGUAGAUUUGAGUGUAAGGCUUGAGGAUUUGUAAAUUGAGCACAUUGCAAUUUUUUUUUUGGUACAAUACUAUCCAAAAUUUUGGUUGUGCACUA
Molecule: messenger RNA, 945 nt
Organism: Medicago truncatula (barrel medic)
Lineage: Eukaryota; Viridiplantae; Streptophyta; Magnoliopsida; Fabales; Fabaceae
Product: brassinosteroid-responsive RING protein 1
Exons: 1
Coding region: 69-611 (180 amino acids)
Biological process (GO): protein ubiquitination
Molecular function (GO): ubiquitin protein ligase activity
Source: RefSeq, a predicted model, not a curated record